This is a messenger RNA of Euleptes europaea (tarantolino), 927 nucleotides long. RefSeq names its product nudix hydrolase 6 (gene NUDT6). NCBI's taxonomy places the organism in Eukaryota, Metazoa, Chordata, Lepidosauria, Squamata, Sphaerodactylidae. The transcript has 5 exons. The record is from RefSeq and is a predicted model, not a curated record. Bases 1 to 927 code for a protein of 308 amino acids. Gene Ontology annotation, molecular function: NAD binding; ADP-ribose diphosphatase activity; NADH pyrophosphatase activity.
AUGGCAGGCGCUGGGUGGCGGGGGCGGCUGUGGGCGCUGAGUCGGUGGCAGCCGCCCGGGCAGUGGCUUGGGACGCUGGUCCGCGGCCGCUGCACUGGGGACUCCGCCGUGUCCAGGCUGGUGGAAGCGGGGCUGCAGCCGCGGCUGGACAAGUUCGGCGGCCUCAGCCUGCGGUUGGCUCAGCUGCGGGCUCCCGACAGCCUGGACGGCGCCACCUUCCGGGACUGGCUGCAGGAUUCUGUCAAGCAAUGGAAAGCAGAAGGCCACAAAGCAAUCUGGCUACAUGUUCCUAUCCUCCAGAGCAGAUUUAUAGCAGCUGCUGCAGAGCAAGGCUUUACCUUCCACCAUGCAGAAUCAGACUCUGCUACAUUGACCCUGUGGCUAGGAGAAGGACUCAGCAAGUUGCCUCAUUAUGCUACUCAUCAAUUAGGCGUUGCAGGUGCUGUGUUAGAUGUCAACUCUGGAAAAGUAUUGGUUGUACAAGACCGAAAUAAAACUACAAACGUCUGGAAAUUUCCAGGAGGAUUGUCUGAACCAGGUGAAGAUAUAGGAAACACAGCCAUUCGAGAAGUUUUUGAAGAGACUGGCAUAAAGUCAGAAUUCAAGUCCCUUCUAAGUAUACGGCAGCAACACAGACACCCUGGAGCCUUUGGGAAGUCCGAUAUGUAUAUCAUCUGCCGCCUGAAGCCUUGUUCUUUCAACAUCAAUUUCUGCCAGCAGGAAUGCCUGAGGUGUGAAUGGAUAGACCUAGCUGAGCUUGCCAAGACAAAAAACACUACUCCAAUCACCAGCAAUGUAGCUAGACUACUUCUCUAUGGAUACAAGGAAGGAUUUGAUAAAAUUGAUUUAACCGUGAGAGAAUUUCCAUCCGUGUACACUGGCCUUUUCUAUAAACUGUACCAUAGAGAACUGCCAGAGAAUAAUUGA